Molecule: messenger RNA, 390 nt
Organism: Cyphellophora attinorum
Lineage: Eukaryota; Fungi; Ascomycota; Eurotiomycetes; Chaetothyriales; Cyphellophoraceae
Exons: 1
Coding region: 1-390 (129 amino acids)
Source: RefSeq, a predicted model, not a curated record
AUGGCGCGGGUUCGAGGUAGUCGUGGGUGGCUAGGUGGGAUCCUAACGAUCUUCUUGUUCGGACUGGUCUUCUAUGAUGGGGACGCAGACAAGGCCGCCAACCUGAUGAUCCUGACUGAGGGGCUGUACGUGGAGGACUGGUCUGCUUUCGGGGCCUUCGUGGCAGCGCCAGUUGGUGGACUGCUGUGGGCGCUGGCGGCGUUCGCGGCCAGGAUUGGGUUCUGGUGGGUCAGAGCGAAGGUCAAGGGGGAGCCGUUCACCGCGCUUGAUCGCCCACACUCGUCGGCCGUCGGACUGGGUGGACGGGAUGGCGGACUGGGUGAAAAUGAUGUGUACAGAGAUGGAGAUGGGGUCGAGAGGAGUGAGACUGUGGCUGGGAAGUUCUUUUGA